Messenger RNA from Chrysoperla carnea, 2360 nucleotides. RefSeq names its product ras-GEF domain-containing family member 1B-like. Gene Ontology annotation, biological process: positive regulation of GTPase activity; Ras protein signal transduction. Gene Ontology annotation, molecular function: guanyl-nucleotide exchange factor activity. NCBI's taxonomy places the organism in Eukaryota, Metazoa, Arthropoda, Insecta, Neuroptera, Chrysopidae. The record is from RefSeq and is a predicted model, not a curated record. Bases 114 to 2360 code for a protein of 748 amino acids. Gene Ontology annotation, cellular component: plasma membrane. The transcript is spliced from 10 exons.
AAUCACUGCAAUUAAAUCAACAAUUACAGCAAUUACAACAUCAUACACAUCAGCGAAAAAUAUCACAACCGGAAUUUUUAACAAAAUCAAAUUGUGGUGGGCCACCCAGUAACAUGCUACAUCAACGUAAAGCAUCUCAACCUGAAUACUUAUUAAUGGAGCAAUACACACAAUCGACAUCAUCAGUAGCGGAGCGUGCACAAAUGUUUAAACAGGCACAAGCGACAGUAGCGGCUGCUCAGCAACAACAUCAACGUAAGAAAUCACAGGGUGAUUCAAUAAUGUCACAGGAGCUUAGACAAAUUGUUGGUCAAAAUCGACAGUUAUUUACAGCGAAUCAACCAACUUUUCAAUCAUUGCCACCCACUGGAUCAUCGAAGCCAAAACAAAUGUUGGCUGUGGCACCAACUCAACAAUUCACCUCGGCCGAUGAAAAAUCCACAAAUGUUCCACCAAAAGUAGUGCAACCAUUAAUUUCACAUGGACAGUUUCAACAAAAUACGAAAAAAUUAGAAGAAUUACUAGCGCAACGUGUUGAAAAAGAGAAACAAUUGAAAUUACGUAAAAGUGGAAUUAAUGUGGAUCCAGAUGAGAUCGAACAGAAAAUUAAUGUGCAAAAACAGAUACAACAAAAAUUGCAAGCGGAUUUGAAACAACAUGUGCAACAAAUACAAGAGUUACAAAGUAUUGAGUUACGUUUGCCGCAGAAUAAACCAUGGACUAAUAGUGAGAGUAAUCGCAGUCAACCGGCUAUUGGAUUAAAACAUACACCCAAAUCUAGGCCGACAAUAUUUGGUACAGUGACAUCAGACCAUACUCCAAAAGAUGGCGCUAAUCGACGGAGUCUGCCACAAACACCACAAAGCAGUAAAAAUUUCUCAGCGUUAUAUAGCACAAGCGGUGAAAAUGGUGCCAAUACAAAUAUUGAAAAUAUAUCAGAUUCAGAGAUUUCAGCGGACAAUGCUUUGGUAUAUCGUGAUGGUAAUUUAAUAUCAGGACCAUUAGAAGCAUUAAUAUUACAUAUGGUACCAACAAAUUCAUAUUAUCCAGAUCGUGCAUAUUUAUUUGCAUUUCUAUUAAGUUCACGGCUGUAUAUUAAACCACAUGAAUUAUUAGCAAAAGUUUGUACAUUAUGUUGCACUCAACAACAGUUGCCAGAAAAUUAUCUAAUUACACCCAGUGAUCAACAUGCUUUAGAAAGACCACCGCCAUCAUUUACCGAAGGACAUACUGAUGCAAAUUCAUUACAAUUCACAACAUAUUUAAUACAAUUAUUAACAGAAUGGACAGAAACAUUUCCAUACGAUUUUAGAGAUGAACGUGUUAUGCAACACGUAUUUAACAUUACCCAAAAAUGUGUACAUUUAAAUAAUUCAUUACGUUCAAAUGUAUCAAGUUUAUUACAAAAUUUAUUGCAACGAUUAACAACUUUAGAAAAUUAUGAAGAAUUCUUACAAAAAUUAAGUACUUCGGAACAAGAAUUAGAUCCAAAUGCUGAUAUUACAGAAAUAUGUCCGAGUGCAGCAACAUUAGCACAACAAUUAACACAUAUUGAAUUGGAACGAUUAUCGUAUAUUGGUCCAGAAGAAUUUGUACAAGCAUUUGCUAAAGAAAAUCCACAUUUAGAGACUUCGUUUAAGGAUAUGAAGAAAACACGAAAUUUGGAGUCAUAUGUACAAUGGUUUAAUCGUUUAAGUUAUUUUGUUGCCACCGAAGUUUCAAAGUACCCAAAGAAAAAAUUACGUGUCAAAGUAGUAGAAUAUUGGAUUGAAACAGCAAAAGAAUGUUUUAAUAUUGGCAAUUUCAAUUCAUUAAUGGCGAUUAUUGCUGGUUUAAAUAUGUCACCGAUUUCACGAUUAAAAAAGACUUGGAGUAAAAUCCAGUCUGGUAAAUUUUCAAUAUUAGAACAUCAAAUGGACCCUAGUAGUAAUUUCUCAAGUUAUCGUUCAACAUUAAAAGCAGCUAUGUGGAGAUCGGCUGGAGCCCGUGAUGAAAGACAAAGGAUUGUGAUACCAUUCUUUAGUUUACUUGUAAAAGAUUUAUAUUUUUUGAAUGAAGGAUGUUCAAACAAGUUACCAAAUGGCCAUAUAAACUUUGAGAAAUUUUGGCAAUUAGCAAAACAAGUAACAGAAUUUAUGGCAUGGAAACAAGUAACAUGUCCAUUUGAGAAGAACGCAAGGGUAAUAACAUUAUUACAAACCAGUGCAAUAUUAAGUGAAAAUUCGUUAGCAUUGGCAAGUUUUGAAUGUGAACCACCCGAAAAUAAUCAAGAACGUGAACGGUAUAAAAGUCUUAAAUCAGAAAACUUUGGGGGUGUACAAAUUCAUUUUAUGUGGUAUGUAAAUCUAGCAACAAAUUAA